This is a messenger RNA of Fundulus heteroclitus (mummichog), 2503 nucleotides long. It is a transcript of the gene neil3, whose product is annotated as nei-like DNA glycosylase 3. Bases 119 to 1852 code for a protein of 577 amino acids. Gene Ontology annotation, molecular function: zinc ion binding; damaged DNA binding; DNA-(apurinic or apyrimidinic site) endonuclease activity. Lineage: Eukaryota; Metazoa; Chordata; Actinopteri; Cyprinodontiformes; Fundulidae. The record is from RefSeq and is a predicted model, not a curated record. The transcript has 10 exons. Gene Ontology annotation, cellular component: nucleus. Gene Ontology annotation, biological process: base-excision repair.
AAAACGAAACGUCAACAGACAGUUAGGACGUGAGACCAGCCAUAGACUGUGAAACCGGCGGGUUUGUGCUGUUGCUUGUUCGGAGUCGGUUCGGGUGGUUCUGAGAUUCGGGCUCAGCAUGGUGGAAGGUCCGGGCUGCACGCUGAACGGAGAGAAGAUCCGGUCCAAAGUCCGAACCGGUCAGAACGUGAAGGAAGUGAGAACCAAAAACAACACGGAGACAAGCGGCUUCCGCAGUUUUUCCGGAUGUCGGUACACCGGUGUCGCUACUCUGGGGAAGGAGCUCUUCAUGUACUUCGGGCUGAGAGCUUUGAGAAUCCACUUUGGCAUGAACGGAUCGAUGCGCAUAAACGCCGCUCAGAGGAAGGUUGCGGCGGGCUCUGCGGCGGUGCUGGAAAUCCGCCUCGCCGACGACACGGUGGCCUUCUACGACAGCGCGGUGGAAAUAAGGUUGACGGAGGACUGCGAGCAGAAGGUCAGGGCCAUGGAGGGCCUGGACGUGUGCUCCCCUAAGUUCAGCGCGCGACGCUGCGAGGAGGCGGUGAGGAGCCAAGGUGGCAGGAUGCUCUGCGACGUUCUCCUAGACCAAGCCGUCAUGCCGGGAGUCGGCAACAUCAUUAAAAAUGAAGCCCUGUUUGACUCGGGCCUCCACCCAGCCGUGAAGGUUCAACAGUUGACAGACGUGCAGAUCCGCCACUUGGUGAAGAUGACUCGAGACUUUACACUUUUAUUUUACAAGUGUCGCAAAUCUGGCUCUGCUCUCCACAAACAUUACAAAGUCUACAAGCGUCCCCAGUGCGGCCAGUGCUCCCAUGUGGUCACAGUCUGCCGUCUCGGAGACAACGGCAGGAUGACUUACUUCUGUGAGCGCUGUCAGAAAGGAGAUCCCGCCGGGGUGGACGUCAGCAAGCUCCCGGUCAGAAACGGCCUCGUCGGCUGGGCGCAGCAUGGCAGAGCCGGCGAGGACGUGGCCAAGAAGGAGGAAGAGGACUGGGCUUGUCAGCUCUGCACGCUCAUCAACCAGCCAGAAGCUAAAGCCUGCGACGCCUGCCUCACUCCCAAACCUGAGGCUCACAAAGACGACAUUAGCACUGAAGCAUCGCCCUUCACCGCUGAUUUAAUUAAAUACCCCUGCAACGCCUUCAGGAAGCCGCGAGAGGAGCUCAAAGUCAACUGGAGGGCUGCGUUCGGGACUUCCACCCUUGUUUUCUCCGACAUGAGUGAGAAGCCAAAGCCCGUAAACUCCCCGCUCUCCCCAGCCGGCAGUCAUUUGAAUUCCUUGGCGGCAGAAGGAGGUUUGUAUAAAAACAGCUUCUGCCAGGGGACAACGAGCCCCAAUUAUGCCUCUGGUGGCUGGCAAAAGCAAAGUGCAGAGCUCUCCAAGGGGGAAUCACCGGCCUCCUACAGUCAGCCUUCCAAGAAAAUGAGAAUUGAUCACGCUCCCUUUCCAAGUAACAACGCUGAGAAUGGAACCCCCAACUCUGGCGCGCGGCGCAGAGCGGAGGGGCCGCCGACGGCAGCCUCCAUCCCUCCCAGUCCCAGCGCCCCUUGCUGCUCGUCGCACCGUCGCCCCGCCGUCCUCAGAGUGGUCCACAAGGAGGGGGAGAAUAAAGGACGCCGCUUUUAUUCCUGCUCCCUGCCAAGAGAGAACAAGUGCAACUUCUUCCAGUGGGCUGAUUUGCACUUUCCUUCUUGUCACCACGGGAAACGCUGCGUAAUGAGGACGGUUCUGAAGCUGGGUCCUAACAAUGGCCGGGAUUUCUACACCUGCAGCUUUCAAAAGGGUAAACAAUGCGACUUCUUCCAGUGGGCGGAGAACGCAGCAGGAGCUUCGGUCCUCCCCGGCUGCUGACGCGUCCGAACCGCGCCUGGAGGCAUCGCCGUACAUUAGGAGAUCAUCAGAUAAAUCCAUUUAUGUCAGUCAGACGCACAGAGGGAAACAUUUCUAGUGUAUAUUUUGUUUUGGUUACAGUUCAUAAAAAUUACCCCACCUUACCUUCCACUGCCACACGUUUUCCUUCCACCAAACUUUCCAUUAGCGUGCCGUACAAAAGCGCGCUAUUAACAGCAAACUGCUUUAGCUACAACAUUUUACUGGUUGGCUUCCUUGUGCAGAGUUAGUGUGUAGCUCAGGACAUGGCCACCAAAGUAUUCUAGUACUUUUUAUUGGUCUGAUCCAAUAUCAAUAUAUAAAUAAAAUUAACAGCGAAGCACAUUAAAUGUAUAAUUGAUUGCAAUUAAUCUGAGUUUCACUUUUUAAAAUGAAAUGAAUGGGAUUUUUUUGAUGAUAUUCUAAUAAGACGCUGCUGUUUAACUUUUGAAUGAAAUCUAAGAUCCUGCAUAUUUUUUUUUUUUAAAGAAAAUGGAUAUGAGCCAAGGCUAUUUCAUGAGAGAGAGGGUGUAUAUAUAUCUAUCUAUAAAAAAAGUGUAAUAAAUUAACAAUCAGGUGUGUUCCUCUAAAUAGGGCCAACCACUUUGUCUAAUAAAAAAAUCCUUUUUGGUU